AUGGGCGGCACCGGGAGCGCAGGAGGCGGGCGCGCGUCUCGCGUCCUGCGCCUCCUACUACUCUUCGUGCUGGCUCUUGCAGCCGUAGAGUAUCUCUUCGGGUCCAUACUGGACGCCUCCCCGCUCAGAACCUACUUAAACUCCGACAAAACACAACUGUUAACUGGUAGUCGUGGAGCCACUUUGAAUGUAAUAAAACCUCCUUCGGAUAACACAACAAAUCCAGUACCGGUGACCAAGAAACCAAAUAUGGCAGUAACACAUCACAACCAAACUAUGGCGACCAAAGUGAUAUCUGAACCACCACAGAUGUCGCAGACCUCCAUCCUUCUAACGAGGUUGAUGGAGACUCUUAACAACGAAACCACAGAUAUGAUAAGUAGUAAUAAAAAUGAUUCGAGUAGUCUACCUCUUUGUGAACUUCCUGCUGACUUGGGUCCUAUACAAGCUAACAAAACUGAUAUGGAUUUAGCGACGGUAGAAAAGAAGUUUCCAGAAGUACAGUUCGGUGGUAGAUAUAGUCCCCCCAACUGCACCGCAAGACAUAAAGUCGCUAUCAUUGUGCCAUUCAGAGAUCGACAACAACAUUUAGCAGUAUUUGUAAACCACAUGCAUCCCUUCUUGAUGAAGCAACAAAUUGAAUAUGGAAUAUUCAUCGUUGAACAAGAAGGUGAGAAACCAUUCAACCGUGCCAAGCUGAUGAACGUGGGGUACAUGGAGAGUCAGAGACUGGAGCCAAACUUCACUUGUUUCAUCUUCCACGACAUCGACCUGCUACCCACUGACACUCGGAACGUCUACUCCUGCACGACACAGCCGCGCCAUCUCUCGGCAGCUGUUGACGUUUUUAAAUAUAAGUUACCAUACAAGACCUUGUUCGGUGGUGUGUCAGCAAUGACCAAUGAGCAGCUGCGCAAAGUGAACGGCUACUCAAACAAGUACUGGGGUUGGGGGGGCGAGGAUGACGAUAUGGCGGAUAGGUUAAAAAUAAAUAAUUACCACAUAGCAAGGUAUCCGAUGUCUAUAGCGCGAUACGAGAUGCUAACUCACAAGAAACAACGACCUAAUCCUAAAAGGUACCAGCUACUGUCGCAAAGUAAAUCGUUCGUCAAAGACGGCCUGUCUAACCUCGACUACAAAGUGAAACAAAUCAUAAACUAUCAUCUCUAUACUCAUAUAUUAGCCAAUAUAGACGAGCAUAGCUGA
Messenger RNA from Spodoptera littoralis (African cotton leafworm), 1206 nucleotides. NCBI's taxonomy places the organism in Eukaryota, Metazoa, Arthropoda, Insecta, Lepidoptera, Noctuidae. The record is from the annotation of a GenBank genome assembly.